This is a messenger RNA of Exophiala bonariae, 1575 nucleotides long. RefSeq lists its product as uncharacterized. The record is from RefSeq and is a predicted model, not a curated record. The coding region runs from base 1 to 1575 and encodes 524 amino acids. NCBI's taxonomy places the organism in Eukaryota, Fungi, Ascomycota, Eurotiomycetes, Chaetothyriales, Herpotrichiellaceae. The transcript has 2 exons. Gene Ontology annotation, molecular function: heme binding; iron ion binding; oxidoreductase activity, acting on paired donors, with incorporation or reduction of molecular oxygen, reduced flavin or flavoprotein as one donor, and incorporation of one atom of oxygen.
AUGAACCAAUAUCUGGCUUCAGGGGCUGGUCUCAUUGUCGUCUACUUGGUUUACUAUCUGGUGUCCUCCUUCAUCAGCAAUCGCUAUCACGCUCGACAAGCGAAUGCACUGGGCUGUCAACCAACAUGGCAGCGACCUCACAAAUAUCCACUGGCCAUCGAUCUCGUUCAGGAAGUGAUUCAAGCCGACAAGAACCAAACAGUACCUGACUAUUUCCUGGGAGUCUACAAGGCGACCCGCAAGAAUACCUGGUCUCAAAAUGUGUUGGGUACCAUGCAAUUUGUUACCAAUGACCCCAAGAAUAUUCAGGCCAUAUUGGCUACUCAAUUCCAGGACUUCGAGAUUGGGGAGCUGAGAAGGGGUAACUUCUUCCCGAUGCUCGGCAAUGGGAUUUUCACUGUCGAUGGCAAGGCAUGGGAACACUCUCGGUCAAUGCUUCGACCCCAGUUUGCACGUCAGCAAGUCGCCGACCUACAACUAGAAGAGAUUCAUGUUCAAGAUAUGUUCCGACACCUCACAGCCAGCGACGGAUGGACUGAUUACGUUGAUUUGGUUCCUUUGUUCUUCCGCCUCACGCUCGACUCCGCCACCGAAUUCCUCUUCGGUCAAAGUGUUGAUUCGCAGAACGCUGCCCUUCCAGGUUAUACCCAGAAGGCCAAAGAAGCAGGAGACUUAGAUUGGACUUCCUUUGCUCAUUCCUUUGACUCUGGGACCAUGUGUCUUGGCCAGCGUGGACGACUCGCCGAGUUCUACUGGGUCAAAAACCCUCAAUCAUUCAAAGACAACUGCAAGGAUGUCCAUAAAUUUGCAGAUUACUAUGUCAAUCUUGCUCUCACAACUGAUCUCUCUUCGCUCUCUGAAAACCACCACGCGGACGGCCCGAGAAAGGAGAAGUACAUCUUCUUGAAAGAGCUUGUCCAGCAGACUAGGGAUCCCAUCGAGCUCAGAAGUCAGCUUCUCAAUAUUCUACUUGCAGGUCGUGAUACCACUGCUGGACUCCUUGGCUGGACUUUCUUCUUGCUGGUGCGACACCCCGACGUUUUCAAGAAACUCCGCGAGACCAUUUUGGAGGAAUUCGGAACAUAUGACCAACCCAAGAACUUGACUUUCGAAAAUCUUAAAGGCUGUACUUACCUUCAACAUACUCUAUCUGAAGUUCUUCGUCUCUAUGCAACAGUGCCACUUAAUCAAAGACGGGCAACCAGAGACACAACGCUUCCAAGGGGAGGCGGGCCUGACGGCAACUCCCCAGUCUAUGUCCGCAAAGGUCAAGAAGUCAACUAUUCUGUUCACGUUAUGCAUCAUCGCGAGGACCUUUGGGGACCAGAUGUCGAAGAAUUCAAACCUGAACGAUGGGUCAGCCGUAGACCUGGUUGGGAAUUCUUGCCAUUCAACGGUGGUCCACGAAUCUGCUUGGGUCAACAAUUUGCUCUGACGGAAGCAGGGUAUGUGAUUGUGAGAAUGCUCCAAAAAUUCGAUGGCAUCAAGACCAAUGAAAGUGAUCCUAUUGUGAGGCAUCAGUACAGUGUCACCACGGCGCCUGCUCGAGUUCCCGUGCGCCUACACGUGGCUUGA